AUGUUCACAAUAUUCAAAAAAUCAGGCAUUUUCAUUACCGUGUGCCGACAUGGCUUCCUACUCACCAUCUGUGACAUGGUAAUGAAAUACCCCAUCGCUUCGGUUAAGAAGCUGAUGGACGUUUUCGGGAGCAAUAUCUUGUAUGGGUAUGACAUAAAAUGUGCCUUUGAGAAGAUCCUGCUGUGCAGCACACUUGGAGACAGUGCCAAGAGGCUCAAUGUGCAAGGUGUUGUCCCCGCUUUUCAUGGACAUACCCAUAAUCAUCUCUGUCAGCUUCAGCACCACUCCAAGCACAAACUUGGUGCUGGAAUGGAAGAUUUUGAAAUGUGCGAACAAGUCUUCUCCAAGUCCAACACAUUGGCUUCCGAAAUACGUAACGCCACUGAGUUCCACCAACACCAAGCACUCGACGAACACUUCCGUUUUGCUGAUAUGGACAGCCUUAACAUCGAUAUCUACGACUACCACUUUUCUUGGCAAUUUUCACGCUUCAAAUGCAACUCUCAAUCCUGA
Suillus plorans is the source of this 513-nucleotide messenger RNA. RefSeq lists its product as uncharacterized. Bases 1 to 513 code for a protein of 170 amino acids. The transcript is spliced from 3 exons. The record is from RefSeq and is a predicted model, not a curated record. NCBI's taxonomy places the organism in Eukaryota, Fungi, Basidiomycota, Agaricomycetes, Boletales, Suillaceae.